CGCCGGAGUGUGGUGUUGGAAGAAGUAUAGGCUGUGGGAUGGAGUGGAUGGAUCGGUGGAUGGGUGGAUGGACGUGGUCUCUACCAUAGUUGGCAGCCUGUCUUGGACAACACAUUCUGACCCUACGAACAACCAGAUGCGCGACGUCCUUUCCACCGAAGAACUCACCAUCCCGGAGGGUGUGACCGUUGACAUCAAGUCCCGCCUCAUCACUGUCACUGGUCCUCGCGGCACACUCAAGAAGAAUGUCCGUCACAUCAACAUGGAUCUCGUGCUCGUCAAGACGUCCAAGGCCUCCCGUGUUCUCCUACAAGUGUGGCAAGGGGGCAGGAAACAUGUUGCUUGCUUGCGGACAGUCAGGAGUUUGAUUGAGAACAUGAUCACUGGAGUCACGAAGGGUUUCCUCUACAAAAUGCGUGCCGUCUACGCCCAUUUCCCUAUCAAUACCAUCAUCGCCAACGGUGAAACCUCUGUUGAGAUCCGGAACUUCCUUGGCGAGAAGACUGUCCGACAUGUUGCCAUGCUGGAGGGUGUGACAAUACAGGAGUCCAAGGCACAAAAGGAUGAGCUCAUUCUCCAGGGUAACGAUAUUGAGAUGGUUUCGCAAUCUGCUGCUUCAAUCCAGGGUGCAUGCCGGGUGCGCAACAAAGAUAUCCGAAAGUUCUUGGACGGCAUCUACGUUUCGGAGAAGACCACUGUUGUCGCCGAGUAAGGGGUGCUGUUCAUCAGGAUUCAGGUCGAUUGCCCCCAUGUGUAUGUAGAUGAC
Dacryopinax primogenitus is the source of this 766-nucleotide messenger RNA. Its product is annotated as ribosomal protein L6. Lineage: Eukaryota; Fungi; Basidiomycota; Dacrymycetes; Dacrymycetales; Dacrymycetaceae. The record is from RefSeq and is a predicted model, not a curated record. Gene Ontology annotation, cellular component: ribosome; cytosolic large ribosomal subunit. Gene Ontology annotation, biological process: cytoplasmic translation. Gene Ontology annotation, molecular function: structural constituent of ribosome; rRNA binding. The transcript has 3 exons. Bases 137 to 712 code for a protein of 191 amino acids.